UUUUAACAGCCGUUGCAGUCACUGCACCAACAAACAAAAGCCGUGUUGUGGUCCACCUCAAGGAGGAAGCUGUCACCUCCGUGUCGACUGAAACUGUAUCAUCGAAGACAAUCCUCGCAGUGCCAGCGCUCACCAAAAAGAAGCAAACCAGCAAACUGCAGACAUAAGCUAGCAGCAGGCUAACCUAACCUAACGUUACCUUAGCUAGUUAGCUAAGUUGGCUGCGCCAAUAACUUUUUAAGCUACCGUUAUCAAAUCUGGAUAUCAGCCGUGUUUUUAACCCUGUGGAUCUGGUCAAAGUUCCAGUUUAGAUGUAGUCAUCGCUGUCUGAAUAACUCGGUACAGAAGAUAAAGUGGGGGUAUAAGUUAAUGCAUUAUGUAGUUGCAAAAGUUAGCUAACAUCUAGCUAGCUUGUAAGCCAUGCUAGUUUUUAACGUGACUCGCUGGCUGUUAAUGAAUGUGUAGUAUCGCAACAUCGGGUGUUGCCUGGUUGUCGCCCCUUAACUAAAGCGCUGCUGAUGACUCGUGUAUGACUAGAGAAAAUACUUUUUGUUGUCUUCUGUCACGCCUGGGACAAAAAAAGACCCUCGAUUUUUAUUUGACAAGAACACUUGGAUUUCUAUGAUAAUAGUAUCAUGGGAUCUCUGAAGGCUCUCCAGGAGUGGUGUCGGAUACAGUGUGAAAAUUACAGCGAUGUGGAAGUAAAGGACAUGUCAACGUCCUUUCGAGACGGUUUGGCGUUUUGUGCCAUAAUACAUCGUUACAGACCAGAUUUGAUAGACUUUGGCUCGCUGUCUAAAGAGAACGUCUACGAGAACAACCGACUGGCGUUUGAAGUGGCAGAGACACAGCUGGGGAUUCCAGCCCUGUUGGACCCAGAAGACAUGGUGUCCAUGAAAGUGCCUGAUCGGCUCAGCAUCAUCACGUACGUCUCCCAGUACUACAACUUCUUCAACAACAAGUCUCAAGCAAACCCCCCUUGCAUGAAAAGGCUGAGUUCUGUCGGUCAUAAUGAGCCAGCCCAGAAAAAGUCCCCGACCCCUCUUGAAGACAAAGUGGUUGAGUCUGAGCAGGGGAAAAGCAAAGCAACUGAGCCGGGCCAGCCCGCGCAGACAGGUGUAGAAGUCGUUGCAGCAGUCAAGCGCAGCACGCUCAGCAGCACCUGCGCCGCCUGCCAGAAACAUGUCCACCUGGUGCAGAGGUUUCUGGUGGACGGCAAGCUCUACCAUCGCAACUGCUUCAGGUGCAUAGAGUGUCACAGCACUUUGCUUCCUGGAUCCUACAAAUUAGGAAGCGACUCUGGGGCGUUGGUCUGUACACGUCACCUUACAAGACAUGCUUCAACCAAUCAGAAUGGCCGGCCAGAUCUUAGUAAGAAACCAGUGGUAGUUCAGUCCACCAGAAUUGGUCACAGCACAGUUCCCUACGCCUCGCCCUCUGAGAGCAACCAGGUAAAGACUCCAGUACGCCAAACAAAUGAUACUGACAUGCCUACCAGUGACUCUGUCACAGUCACUGCUGUUACAACAAAUAAAGCAGACUCUUUAGAAAAAGCAAAAGAGAUGGAUGGCAGUGGAGAGACAGAGGAGAUACCACGUUCUUCUUCUCCUCCCAACCCUUUUGAUGAGAGCGAUGAAGAGGAGGAAGAGGGGGAGAAAGAGGAAGAUACUAAAACACCAGCCAAAGUAACGACUAAUGGGGACCUCCCUUCCACACCUGUCACUCAUGAAGGUGCCAGUCGGCCAGUACCCGCACCCCGCCGGGUUUCUGAACCCACCCCUCCUCCUCGCCCUGCCCCUCGGGUUCGGCUACCCCGUACAGGAGACAGCCUUACAGUCGGUGAAAACCAGAAGCCUCCGACUCCUCCCAAACCUCGAGAAAGAUCACAGUCUCCUGGAAGCAUGUCCAGUGGCACCCAUAAAGCCAAAGACCCACCUUGGCUCGCCCUGGUCCAAUCAGAACCCAAGAAGAAGAAAGCCCCCGCCCCUCCCCCUGCCGGACUGGCAACCCCUCCCAAUACAGGCUCUCUGUCCUCUCUCAAAGGGGAGGGCUCCAGACCCAGCACGCCCCCUCCGACCUCCAACCCAUUUGACGACGAUGAUGAUGAUGAUGAAAAUAAGGUAGAGGUAGAAGAGGGGAGUGACGGAGGUGCGAUUCCACCCACAGUUGUGGCUACUCACCCAUGGUACAGUAUCACUCGGGCAGCUGACACGACAGGUGCAGACACUCCGCCUAGUGGAGGAAGCUCAUCCCACUCUGCCAGCCCCGGGAGCAGCAAGAGGAAGAAACGGCCGGCACCUCGUGUUCCACAGCCACCUGCUGGUAACCAAGCUCUCCCUCACUCUCAGCCCUCCUCUUGCUCUCCCUCUCCAGCUCUCAGCACAGAGAGUCUGUCUUCUGGCUCGGACCACAGCUCCUCCCAGCCCCCCUUGUGUGGCAGUGCCACCAGCGACCAGGAACACGCCUUCACUAAAAGUGUCUCAGAGCCUUCCAUCUGUUCACCGUGCAACUCUUCGGCCUCUCCUUCCUCCUCCUCGACCGAGCGUCUGCCUCAUCCCUCCCCAAGCCCCUACCCUUGUCCCAUGCCGUCAUAUGCCAGCUCGGCUCCAGCCACCCCACAGACCAGUCGCAGCUUUGGAACCAAAGGGACCGGAGCCCCUCCCCCACCACGACCCCUGACGACCCCCAGCCCCUUGGCCUCAGGAGCCAACCAGUCACACAAUAAGCGGAUCUGUAAAGAGAACCCAUUCAACAGGAAAGCUUCUCCCUCCCCUGCUAAAUCCAAAACCAGACCACCAAAAGGCCCUCGUCCUGCCAGACCCCCCGCCCCAGGCCAUGGCUUCCCUCUUAUCAAACGCAAGGUGCAGUCAGAUCAGUACAUCCCAGUAGAGGACAUCCACGGGGAGAUGAGUCAGCUGGAGAAGCAGCUGGAUGAACUGGAGCAGAAGGGAGUGGAGCUGGAGAAGAAGCUGAGAGACAACCCUAACGAUGAGGAUGAGGAGCACCUGUUGGUGGACUGGUUCACUCUCAUCCAUGAGAAACACCUUUUAGUACGACGAGAAGCUGAGCUGGUCUACAUAGCGAAGCAGCAGAACCUGGAAGAGAGGCAAGCUGACGUGGAGUAUGAGCUGAGGUGUCUUCUCAACAAACCAGAGAAAGACUGGACGGAAGACGAUAAGAGUCGGGAGCAGGAGUUAAUGGCUGAGCUGGUUACCAUCAUUGAACAGCGCAACCAAAUUGUCAACAACAUGGACCAGGACAGGCAGAGGGAAGAAGAGGAGGAUAAACUUAUGGAAGCCAUGCUGAAGAAAAAAGACUUCCACAAGGAUCCGGAGGGCGAGCAGCAGCAGAAGAAAAAGGGGGCAAAGUUCAAACCCAUUAAGGUGCUCAAGAGGCUGAGCCAUAAAGGAGAACCAGGCACGAGCCACAGCCCCCGCAAGGAGAAAACACCAUAGAAAGGACGCAUCACUCCUCCAAGAGGAUAUGAGACUAUUUUAACAAGACUAAGGAAAAUAAAAAAGGAUGUGAGAAACGAAAUACAUCAGGUCAAACGAUAAGAUGAGGUCUCCUUUAACUGUGUCAUUGUUGACUUGAAGUGCAACCCUACUCACAUCUUACUUACUUCAGUGACCAUUUUCAGUUGCCUUUGUGUUUUAAAGAGACAAUAUAACAACUCAACUGCUUUAAGAGCUGAUGUUUAAGCUCUCUGACUUUUCAAGCUAGUGAAGUAUAGAAUGGGUUUCUAAAUUACUGCACUGAUUUGUUGUGUUGCUUCAUUAUCCUUGCAUUGCACAGCGACUCUGCCCUGUAGGCCUUUAUCAAGGUUCAGCAAAUGUCAUCAGUUCUCUUUGAAUGAAGUCAGUUGAUGCAAGUGGAUCCCUGGUAUCUGAGUUUUUACUAUGCUCCUGACUUACACUCCUUGAUUACCCGUCUCCUAUGCUCUUUCAUUCCAAAGGUCAGUAGAUGGAUAUCUGAGAAGGUUUCAUAUCAUGUCUCGUUUGAGCCUGUGGUACUAGUGAAAGCAAAACGUUUUGUUUUUUUUAAUAUUGCAACAUCUACUCCUGAAAUGCUCAAUCACCAACGUAUCUAGCUGCUAUGUCAUGAUUGUUUGUGGUUCCCUUGUUUUUAGUUUCUUCAGUGAUAUUUUUGCAAUGGUGUCAUAUGUGUAAAUGCAUAUCAUCAAAGAAGUGGAUGAACGUAGAUACAGUAUUUAACGGUGUGUGUGUGUGUCUGUGUGUGUGUGUCACUGGAAACAAAGUGGGAGACUCAAAAUCAGAUUGAUGUAGAAAAUGUGAGGUCUGGAGGAGAGCAUUAUACAAAGUGUUAAACUGCAGAUGUCUCUUAGAAAGUUUAUUAAAAUGAAAGGUCACACAUGCAAUAAUGAGUGUUAGAAAUGGCAGAUAUACAGUAUUUUAACAACUCUAGCGCAACAUCAGUUUGUAACAGUUUUAACCACUGGGGAAAACCUGAAGAUGCAAUCAUUAAUUUAUAUUUUACUAUGCCUUUCAGUAUGUUUUUUCUUUCCAAGUGGAUAGGGGAAAACCUGUUAACAUUGUUUGUACAAGUGCCAUUUAUUUAAUUGCAUAUGUGGAUGAGCAUCAUUUGUUGGAGCUAAUGUAAUCUAUGUCAGUGUGUUUACUCAUUCUGUUCCUGUUUUGUCAUUUAGAGUCUCUUUGUCCUCCAUUUUAAAUGGUAAUCCCUGUCGUGUCUGUGUUUCUUCUUUGUGCCUGUCUUCCUGUCCAGCUAAAACCAAGGGCUUCUGUUGUGCCACAGUUCUGUCAGCUAUACAUUGUCCAGCAGCAGCAUUAUAAAAAAAAAAUACUGACACUGGAAGGCAGAGCAAUAAAAUAAGUUAAUGCAAGUA
Siniperca chuatsi (mandarin fish) is the source of this 4864-nucleotide messenger RNA. It is a transcript of the gene micall1a, whose product is annotated as MICAL-like 1a. The transcript is spliced from 17 exons. NCBI's taxonomy places the organism in Eukaryota, Metazoa, Chordata, Actinopteri, Centrarchiformes, Sinipercidae. Gene Ontology annotation, molecular function: protein binding. Bases 636 to 3455 code for a protein of 939 amino acids. The record is from RefSeq and is a predicted model, not a curated record.